Molecule: messenger RNA, 591 nt
Organism: Populus euphratica (Euphrates poplar)
Lineage: Eukaryota; Viridiplantae; Streptophyta; Magnoliopsida; Malpighiales; Salicaceae
Product: transcription factor MYB59-like
Exons: 4
Coding region: 94-591 (165 amino acids)
Biological process (GO): regulation of DNA-templated transcription
Cellular component (GO): nucleus
Molecular function (GO): sequence-specific DNA binding; DNA-binding transcription factor activity
Source: RefSeq, a predicted model, not a curated record
AGUUUACAACUAGAUCUCCCCAAGUACCAGUAAGUGGGUGUGCUAAAGGUCGGAGAGAGACAGAGAGAAAAAAAAAAAGCAAAAGGGAGAAAAAUGAAAAUGAUGCCAGACGAAACCCGAAAGGGUCCUUGGACAGAACAGGAGGACAUACUACUGAUCAACUUCGUGAACCUAUUUGGUGAUCGACGAUGGGAUUUUAUAGCAAAAGUAUCAGGUUUGAACAGAACAGGAAAAAGUUGCAGGUUGCGAUGGGUUAAUUAUCUCCACCCUGGUCUUAAAAGAGGAAAGAUGACACCUCAAGAAGAAAGACUUGUCCUGGAACUUCACGCCAGAUGGGGAAAUAGGUGGUCAAGAAUUGCUCGCAAAUUACCGGGGCGAACUGAUAAUGAAAUAAAGAACUAUUGGAGGACUCAUACGCGGAAGAAGGCUCAAGAAAGGAAAAGCGUCGCUGAAGAAGGUUGCAAUUUUUCUUAUCCUUCGUUGGCUUCUCCAUCGUGGGAAUAUUGCCCAGACAUGCUUUGGAGCGUUUCUGUUGAAGAGAGCAAGAUGUUUCUCCCUUACGACGACGGCACAGUGCUUUUGACAGGCUAA